Patiria miniata (bat star) is the source of this 3113-nucleotide messenger RNA. RefSeq names its product tumor protein D54-like. The record is from RefSeq and is a predicted model, not a curated record. Bases 982 to 1938 code for a protein of 318 amino acids. NCBI's taxonomy places the organism in Eukaryota, Metazoa, Echinodermata, Asteroidea, Valvatida, Asterinidae. The transcript has 6 exons. Gene Ontology annotation, cellular component: cytoplasm.
AUUGUGCUAAGAUUGUACCCUUUGAUGCAAUCAAACAAAGUUGACAAAGAUUAAAGUCAUUCCAGUUUAAAGUCUGGCAUUUCUGGUACCAGUUCGUACUCUGCUCCACCUUUUUUUGUCAACUGAUCUUUUCGAAACGGUUGACUUAUUAUUCAUGAAAAAAGCCAGCCGUACGGUUCCACAUAUAGGUACAUGUUUAUGCCAGCAAGAUUAUACUGAACGGAUUUUGCAAAAAGGCCAUUGUUGACUUAUUGAAAUGCUGUAAAUAGAUUUAACUCAUGCCAGGAAUGCCAUUGAGAAGGGACAAAAGGAUAUUACAUUGGUUUCGGUCUGUUGGUAAUACCGGCAGGAAGCUUGUAGUGAGUGGAUUAUUCAUUCAUCAGCUCAACUAGUUUCUGAAGCACUUGGAGUAGGGGACUGUUUACCUGUUUGGUGGACGCGCUGUGAUUUGUGCCGAUUGGUUCCCAAGAUUCUAAUCGGACCAGCGUUCACUUUAAGUAUUGGGUUUACAUCAGUGGAUGAUUGUGGUUGUCGAACCAGCACUUAUCAGAACAGUUGCGUUAUCACAAAACUUCAGCCAGAACUUCCAAGAAUUUUGACAGUGGAAUACAGACCCGACAACAGUGAAACAGUGUUCACCCCGUGCUUGCUUAUUUUCCGUUAUCUUGGAUUUGAAAAGUACUUGAAAAUUGAUUAUCCGAACCAAACUGCAUGAGUGCUUGUGAAAUAGUUGACAUUAGUGCAACACUGAACAGAGCAGUUACUUUGCAGAAAGCCUUCAGCCGAGAAUUUUUCUGUAGACAACCUCCUAGGUCAGACAGCGAAAAUAACUCCAACCGUGAAACAGCAUCAGUUGUACAGAUAAACCUUCAAAGAAAAGUUCUUCAUGUAGAGGCAGUUACAAUUUGAAGUCUGCUAAAGCAAAUCGUGUGACUAGCUCCAUCCAAUUUCAAAGUUUGAACCAAACUAAAGUCCGCAACCAUGAAGCGUUCGAGUCGUAAGAAGCCGUCCGACACCUCGCCCAACGACAAGCCGAAGCCUAAGCCAUCCAAGCCAGCCGGCCCUCAAGCCAUGGUCGGCACCAAGGAGAAGCCGCUCUACAUUAACGAGAGCCUUCAGUCGUUCGUCACCGAAGAGGAGGGCUAUGGCUCGGAGGAGUACGAGCUGACGGAGGAGUACAAGUCGCCGCUGGCCGAGGCGCCCAGCUAUCACUCCUACCUCAGCAUCGUGCCUGACUAUUAUGGAGAUGAGGAGGAGGAGGCCCACGAUGGGGGCGGGGCUUAUCCCAAACCAGAGGAGCCCCUGUCCUCCCCAGACUCCACCCCACUGUAUGACAACACACCGGCCAGCACGCCCAGCGACUUACCCAGCCCUGGGGUGGAGGUUGAACAAGACGAAGCCGAGAGGGAGAAAUUGCGGUUGGAACUGGCCGAGGUUGAGAGCGACAUUCUUACGCUGAGGCAGACGUUGCGAGCCAAGGAGGCCCACUCCAAGGAGAUCAAACGGAAGCUGGGCAUCACGCCCAUGAAUCAGAUGAAGGAAGGCUUCCAGCACGGAUGGCAAAACUUCCAACAGUCCAACGCAUACGUCUCCACAAGUACAAAACUCACAGAAUGGAAUGAGAAAGUCACGUCGUCCGAAGCAUAUAACAAGACGAAAACGGGCCUUGCCACCGCCGGACAGAAGACCACGUCAGCAUUCAACACCUUCGGCUCGGCAGUUUCCAAGAAGCUGGGCGAUAUGAGGGAAUCCAACACCUUCAAAUCGUUUGAGGAAAAAGUCUCGUCUGCGACGACUUCAAUCAAGACCAAGGUAACAGGUGGCAAGACUCAAGAGUCCAGUUUUGAGGAGGUUCUGCAGAGCACGGCGAGCGCCGAGCAGCAGCAGGACUCUCACGCCAACUCAGCCCUGCUGGAGGAGGAGAAGAUUCCCUUGUAGGCUCACAAUCGUUGUCGUCGCUCCGUGUUGUUUUGUUUGUUCCAUUCAGUGUUUUGUCUGUUGGCUCAAGCGUAGAUACUUACAACUUAAAUGGGAUUUAGGCUUUGUUUUGGAGUAAUUAAGCUCGGGAGAAGUUUGCGGAUGCAACAUGUGAAGGGACUGUCCGUAAAGACAAGGGAAGUCUAGUAAAGAUGUUUGUAGACCAGUCGCCGUCACAAGUGGCAGUCAGGUCGGGUAGCGAUACUUUCCUCGCCUUCCACCGCUGUGACCCGGGUUCGAAUCCCGUGGGGGCCAAGAUGUGGAUUGGGUUUUCAGUCCCUACUUGAUUCCGUGGGUUUUCCCAGAGUAUUCUUCUAGGGUUUUCCUCCCACCUCUGAAACUAUGGUGGCUUGAUUGCACUUGCCAGGAACUUGCUGCAUUAGGAGAGCAAAAUCUAAAUCCAGUUUUUGACCGCGAUUACUGUAGUUUCUUUCAGAGCAAAUCUCUUUUUAAGAUUGUCGCUUCACAAAAGUGUGCAUCCGCAAACUUUUCUCAAGUUAUUUAUGGGAAUGAACAGUCAGACCCAAGGAAGGGUUGGGGUGGGGCAAAUGUAGGGGUAUGUAGGGAUGAGGGAAGGGAAGGAACCUUGAAAGUUAACUCAAACACUCCCAGAUCCUUCCAAAUUGAGGGUUUGUAGGAUUUUGCAGGAUAGCAGAAGACAGAGAAUGGACACUAUUGCUUUACGCUUGAUGCCACUUGAAACUUGGUAGGUACAAAGAGUGUGCCAUUGGGUUCCUGCACAGUGGAAGAUUUUGUAGGAUUGAGGAAGGUAGAGACCAGCCAAUAAACGUUUACAUUGGACUUGAUGCUCCUUGAAACUUGGUAGGUACAAAGAGUGUGCCAAUUUGGUUACUGCGCAGUGGAGGAUUUUGGAGGAGGAGGAUUUCUCACAAAAUAUGUUUAGGUUCAUAGUAAUUUGACCACUUUUUUUUCCUUGGAAAACUCUGCUGGAUAUUAUUCAGACAAAAGGGGCCAUUGUUUUUGUGGAAGAAACCAAAUUAUGAAUGAUUGUUAAAGAAAUGUUAUUAGCUAAAAAAUAAAUAAAGGUGAGCAAAUGUUUUAGUUCUUUUAAUAACAAGGAUAGAAGUUUGGAAAAUUCAAUGACAGAUUUUAUUCAUUUGUUAUUUUCCUGUAUA